Messenger RNA from Myiozetetes cayanensis, 2199 nucleotides. RefSeq names its product bone morphogenetic protein 8B-like. Gene Ontology annotation, biological process: SMAD protein signal transduction. Bases 1 to 1461 code for a protein of 486 amino acids. Lineage: Eukaryota; Metazoa; Chordata; Aves; Passeriformes; Tyrannidae. Gene Ontology annotation, cellular component: extracellular region. The transcript is spliced from 7 exons. The record is from RefSeq and is a predicted model, not a curated record. Gene Ontology annotation, molecular function: cytokine activity; growth factor activity.
AUGCCCAGGGCCGCCGGGCGGGGAGGGCCGGGACGUCCCGCAGCCGGGGCCGGGGCGGUGCCGCCGGAGGGACCGUCCCUUUCCCUCGCCCCGCCGGGGCGGGCCGGGGCCGUGCCGGUGCCCGGGGCCGCACCGCACCGGGCGGGCGGGGGGUCCCGGCGGUGCCAUGGGGCCGGGGCGCGGGGCGGGCGGGGGCGGCGUGGGGCCGUGGCGCUGCUGUGGGUGGCGGCCGUGCUGUGCCAGCUGGGCAGCGGCAGCGUCCUCCGCCGCCGGCUCCACGCCGCCGGGGUCCCGCAGCGGCGGCUGAGCGGCGGAGAGCGGCGGGACGUGCAGCGGGAGAUCCUGGCCGUGCUGGGGCUGCCCGGCCGGCCCCGGCCCCGCGCCCCCGCCCGCGCCCCCGCCGCCGCCGCGCCGCUCUUCAUGCUCGACCUGUACCACGCCGUGGCCGGCGAGGAGGAGGAGGAGGAGGACGGCGAGGAAGCGGCCGUGUCGCGGCCGGUGCUCACCGGGCUCAGCACCCAGAGCCCCCCGCCCGGCAGCGUCGUCAGCCACGCCGACACCGUGGUCAGCCUCGUCAACAUGGUGGAGCAGGACCGGGACGUGUUCUCUCCAAAGCCGUACUGGAAGGAGUUCAGGUUCGACCUGACCCAGGUGCCCACGGGCGAGUCCGUCACGGCCGCCGAGUUCCGCAUCUACAAGGCCCGGGGGGUGCCCCGGCACGGCAACAACAGCCUCCACAUCAGCAUCUACGAGGUGGCUGCAGAGCACUCCAACAGGGAAUCUGACCUAUUCCUGCUGGAUGUCCAGGACCUGCGUGCUGGGACGGAGGGCUGGUUGGUGUUUGACGUCACAGCCGCCAGCAACCACUGGUUACUGGAUCAGAAAUACAACCUGGGGCUGCGGCUCUACGUGGAGACAGAUGAUGGGCACAGCGUCGAUCCGGGCUCGGCGGGGCUCUUGGGGCGCCGGGGGCCCCGCUCCAAGCAGCCCUUCAUGGUGACGUUUUUCCGGGCGAGUCCCAGCCCUGCCCGUGUCACACGAGCGGCCAAACCCCCCAGGAGGCGGCAGCCCAAGAAGACCAACGACCUCCCGCAUCCGAACAAGCUCCCGGGAAUUUUCGAUGACGUCCACACCACGGAUGGGAGGCAGGUCUGCCGGCGCCACGAGCUCUACGUCAGCUUUCAGGACCUUGGCUGGCUGGACUGGGUGAUUGCUCCACAGGGAUACUCAGCCUAUUACUGCGAGGGGGAGUGUGCCUUCCCCCUGGACUCCUGCAUGAACGCCACCAACCAUGCCAUCCUGCAGUCCCUGGUCCACCUGAUGAAGCCUGAGGCCGUGCCCAAGGCGUGCUGUGCCCCCACCAAGCUCAGUGCCACCUCUGUCCUCUACUACGACAGCAACAACAACGUCAUCCUCAAGAAGCAUCGCAACAUGGUGGUGAAAUCGUGUGGCUGCCACUGAUGGACAGGUCCCAUCCCCAUCCCUGAGCAUCCCAUCUCCAUCCCUGAACAUCCCAUCCCCUCCCCACCAGAGCAAUGUGACACUGGGUUUCUGCUGGAUAUGUGGAAGAGGAGUUUCAUGGGCUGCAUCAGAGCAAAGUCCAUUGAUAGUAAUAAAUAAUAAAAAUAAAUCCCUCCCACCCCUUCCUAGAAGUGGAUGUAAAUAAUAUAAAACUUCUAUUCUCUUACCCCGCUUAAUGAGACGCAUAGAUACGCCCAAACAUACAUACAUAUAUAUAUAUAUAGGGAAGAGAGGAUUUGUGGUUUGUUCUGUGUCUGGUUUGUCUGUGGCUGAUGUGUUUUCCUCUCAUGCUGCUGCAGUCUCUGGUGGAAGCAGUUUGGGCUUAAGGGUAAUUAGGACAAGGGAGGCAGUAUCUGAUUUGCUCUGGGAUUGAGCCGUUCCUAGCUGUGUAUUUCUAACUAACCUGCCUCUACCCAGUGCUUUUAAUUCCCUUAAUGAAAAUAUCAUCAGCCAAUUAAGCAGCUGGCUGACUAACCCGCUCCUGUUUACCUAAAGUUCACCAAACUCAGCCACUUGGAAAAAAAAUAAAAUAUCCAUAUUGAGCUACGGCACUGUUAUAAAAUAAACACCUAGUUUGGAAAGUAAACACGGAGUUUCUCUUGCUCUUUGUUUUUUAAUGUCACAGCACAACAGUGCUCUGUUUGGAGGACAUUUCGCAAUGAAAAAAUACUCAGAAUC